Molecule: messenger RNA, 1036 nt
Organism: Zophobas morio
Lineage: Eukaryota; Metazoa; Arthropoda; Insecta; Coleoptera; Tenebrionidae
Product: very long chain fatty acid elongase 7-like
Exons: 6
Coding region: 206-994 (262 amino acids)
Biological process (GO): fatty acid elongation, monounsaturated fatty acid; fatty acid elongation, saturated fatty acid; fatty acid elongation, polyunsaturated fatty acid
Cellular component (GO): endoplasmic reticulum membrane
Molecular function (GO): fatty acid elongase activity
Source: RefSeq, a predicted model, not a curated record
UUCAAAAUAUAUGCAAUAAUUGUAACCACGACACGACAAAGAAGGUGCUGGACGACCAACAUUGUAUACCAAUGAAGUCAUAGAAGAUGUUGAAGAACGCAUGGAAAAUAAUCCCUUUGUAGACGCUACUGAAGGAUAAAUAGAUUUCCAGUUCCAAAGUUCGUUGGUUUAAAGCGACAGAGUAUCGUGAACUACAACGAGUGAAAUGUCGGCGAAAGCUCUGCAGAAAGUUUUACACGUUUUAAACGAUUCGGCGGGAAUUUCAGACGUUCGCAUGGACCGCUUUUUAAUGAAAUCACCCCUCCAGUUUAUCACAAUCAUACUUUUAUACUUGGCAGUCGUUUACAAAAUAGGCCCUAAGGUCAUGAAAAAUCGAAAACCGUACUCUCUGCGGGAAAUUAUGAUAGCUUACAACUGCAUCCAGAUUAUUGCUAAUGGUGCUAUCUUCAUAGCAUGUGUUGCACAAUUCCGCUCUUGGAGUGUUUUUUGCACACCUCCAGAGCGGUUUGAGGGUGGUUUUAAUUCGUACCAAAUUCGUCUGCAUUACAGCUACAUCUUGCUGAAAUUUUUCGAUUUAAUCGAAACUGUGUUUUACGUUCUGCGCAAAAAAGACAAGCAGAUUUCUUUUCUGCAUGUUUAUCAUCAUAUUGGGAUUUUGGUGGCUGCUUGGAUUUCCGGUAAAUACUUUCCGGGAGGACAGGCGCUCUAUGUAGGGUUCUAUAACACGCUGAUUCAUUGUAUUAUGUAUUGCUACUAUUUAAUCACCAGCUGGAGGCCGAAUAGUGUGGCUGUGUGGUGGAAGAAGUAUGUCACAGCUCUACAAAUUGUUCAACACUGCAUGAUUUUCUUCAGUGUGUCGCCCGUGGUGUUCAACGUGAACUGUUCCUAUCCAAAAGGAUGGAUGGGUGCUUUUUCCCUAAAUGUUUUGCUGAUAAUCUACCUUUUUGCCCGGUUUUAUAAGGACGCAUAUUUACGGAAGAAUAAGUUAAACUAAUCGUGUAUUAAUACAUACGAAAAUAAUAUACGUUAAACAAGA